Molecule: messenger RNA, 1111 nt
Organism: Peromyscus leucopus (white-footed mouse)
Lineage: Eukaryota; Metazoa; Chordata; Mammalia; Rodentia; Cricetidae
Product: small proline-rich protein 3-like
Exons: 1
Coding region: 37-822 (261 amino acids)
Source: RefSeq, a predicted model, not a curated record
GGUACUACCAAAAUCCCUGAGCCAGAUUAUACCACAAUGCUGGGGCCAGGUACUACCAAAAUCCCUGAGCCAGAUUAUACCACAAUGCUGGGGCCAGGUACUACCAAAAUCCCUGAGCCAGAUUAUACCACAAUGCUGGGGCCAGGUACUACCAAAAUCCCUGAGCCAGAUUAUACCACAAUGCCUGGACCAGGCUCUACCAACAACCCUGAGCAGGAUUAUACCACAAUGCCUGGACCAGGCUCUACCAACAACCCUGAGCAGGAUUAUACCACAAUACUGGGGCCAGGUACUACCAAAAUCCCUGAGCCAGAUUAUACCACAAUGCUGGGGCCAGGUACUACCAAAAUCCCUGAGCCAGAUUAUACCACAAUGCCUGGACCAGGCUCUACCAACAACCCUGAGCAGGAUUAUACCACAAUACUGGGGCCAGGUACUACCAAAAUCCCUGAGCCAGAUUAUACCACAAUGCUGGGGCCAGGUACUACCAAAACCACUGAGCCAGAUUAUACCACAAUGCCUGGGCCAUGCUCUACCAACCUCCCUGGGCCAGCUUGCACCAUGGUUCCUGAGCCAUGUUCCACCAAUACCCCUGACUCGGGUUGUACCAUGGUUUCUGGGCCAUGCUCUACAAAUGUCCCUGAACCUGGCUAUGUGAAUGCCUCAGAGCCCAACUAUACCAAGGUCCCUGAUCAGGGCUAUACCAAGGUACCUGGUCAGGGAUAUUCUAAGGUACCAGAGCCAUGCCAAUCCAAGGCUACUGAGGUGUACCCCACAAAUGUCACUCCAGAAUUGGCUCAGCAGAAGACUAAGCAGAAGUAACACAGCCAGGCCCUUGAAGAGCCAACCACCUGCUGCUGAAUUCCUUCUUGUCUGCUUCUUUCCCUAUUGUCUAGAGACAGUAAUUUGCUACAUUCUCUAUUGUACCCUAAAAAUGCAUGCCAUGGUGUCUUCCCUCACACCCUCAAGGUGUCUUUAGAGCCUCUGAGUUAAACAUAAAGUCUCAGUGCUUUGAAUGGUCUUUGAUUCCUCAGAGUUCAUCUAUGGGAUUCUUUAUGGGAAAAAAAAUGCAUGUUUCCUGCUUUGACCCAUUAAAUUGCUUUUAACGCCA